UUCAUCAAAAUCAUUGUACAGUGCGAAUGAAAUGGAAAAGCGUUACUGAAAAGCACUCUCCAUUAGAUAGCUAGAGCUAUUGUUUAACCAUAAAAUAAGAUAUAUCCUAUAAUUCAUUCUUGUAACACUAAUUAUUAACAGGCACUGCAGAUCAUUCGUGUUCUUUAGAAAUAUUUUUGUGAAUAAAUAACUUCCUUACUGAAAAAAUGAUUUAAAAAUUCAUUAAGUGAAAAUGUAUUCGUAUAUUAUCUAUUCGUCGUCUGUGGUUAGAUUAGGGGUUAGGACCUAACUGUUAGCUCUUGAAAACCUAUGCGCAUGUAAGUACGUAUGAACACGAUCGUAUAAACGGGUCUCGACGCUCAUAUACCGAGAGCAUAGAAGAAACCGGCCGAAAAUUGAAAAUCAAAUAAGCCGUCGCGAAAAAUCAACGUGGAAAACAAAAACGUUCUCAUUCUGCGCCAUUGGGCAUAGAAAUAUAGGAAUCGAAUGACUGAAACCGUUUCCGAGGAACGUAGUACUUUGGGGCCGUGUUAGUAAUUAAUUGUGUUCACUCAAGCGCAGUCUUAGUUUCAUCAAGUAAGAAGGAGCCAGUGUAACUGGUUAACUGUUAACCGGCCCUGGCUGCUAUGAACAUCUCAGAUAGAGACAGAUGCACUCUACUCGUCUCUAUCUAUCUGGCAAGAACGAGAAUUUCGUUGUCUUUCAUGUUCAUUUCUCACAACUCAAUUUUCGGACGCUUUCCCCUAGCAAAUUUCCUAGAACUGUUUAGUUUAGCCUAGUUUAGUUUAGUUUAGUUAGAUCGUGAUUGCGAUUAUUUCCACGUGUUACAAUCUAUAUCUAUAUAGCAUAAUAAACGCUUUGAAGAGAUAUGAAAAUAAUUUAAAGUAUUUGAAAAAAGGAUAAAUACAAAUGAUGAAUAUAUAUUAGAUAAUGAAUUAUUAUAUGGUAGUAAAUCUUCUGAAAUAACAGAUGGAAUUGCAAAAGAAAAAAAUAUUAACACAAAAUGGAGCUCCUAAUAAGGAAGUUAAUAAAAAAUCAUUGGUCAACAACGGAAAUAUAAGUUCUGAAACUAGUUAUGCAGACUUAGAUUUAGAAAAAGGUUGUAGCAAUGAUGAAAUGACAAAUAAAAGUCAACAAUCGAUAAUUAGUGUAAGAAAAAUAGAAGAUUUAUGUAAGACCCCGCAAAAAAGUAAUACAUUGGGAGAUUUAGAAAGCAUAGAGAAUAUUCAAAUAGAAAAUGUAAAUAGUGGAAAAAAUUUCACUCCUAAUAAUUUGGGUAUAAAUUUAAUGAAAUGGCAUUCACAAACAGAAACACCAUCGAAACAUAAAAGAAAGAGGCAAUAUCUCUGUAAUGAAUAUGAACCUGAAAGAAAAAUAAAAAGGAAACUUUGUAGCGACAGUGAUUAUGAUCAAUUGUCUGAUGCAGUCAAAUUAGAAUUAUGUGAUAAUGAAUUAAAUAAUCUGGAAGCUAUUGAUAUGUUGCAUGAUCUCAAUUCUAUGAUGGAUUUUGAAGAAAGUAAAAUCGAUACAGACAUUUUUUGUUCAACGAUUGAUGAGACCAUGCAAAACGUAGAAACAUCCAGAGAUCCAGAAGUUGAUCCCCUUUAUAUCACUGACAAUGAAGAAAAUAGUACAACUCAUAAAAAUAUAGAAAACCAAGAAACAAAUGUAGAAAAUAAGAUUAGAAUAACAGGAGAACAUAAAUCUAAUAAAGAAGAUACCGACGAGGAUUAUGAUGACUUAAAACAUAUUUUAGGAGAACUAGAUAUUGAAAUGCCAUUAGAAGAAGAAGAAGAAGAAGAAUAUGAAGAUGAAAAAGAAGAUGAAGAAGAAGAAGGAGGAGAAAAAGAAGAGAAAAAUAAAUUAUCUGAAGAUGCAAUAAAGAAAUUAUAUAAUCUAAAAGUAAAAUUAAUGCAUAAAGUACCGAUACAACAUAAAAUUGAACAUACCGCAGGCUCAAAAACAUUAACAAAAAGAGAGAAAAAGCUGUUCUUAAAACAUGGACCACUAAAAAGUGGCAUAUUUACACCUAGCGAAGAUAAAAUUAUCAAGAAUAAUUGGAAAGCAUUUUGUAAAGCUCAUGACUGGAAUCCUAAAUGUGUGAAACCCUUCAUUCAUAUGAAACGUGCCAAUAGAUUUUAUAUAAAAAGCAUGGAAGAGAGACAAAAAUUUACUCAAUUUUUAGCAAAUAAUUUACCAUGGAGAACACUGUAUAGUGUUUUUCAUAGAUUCAAACACUUAUAUGGAAAUCAUGAGAAAAAUUUUCAAAGAUAUACAUCAGUUGAAGAUAAUAAAAUUUUGUCUUACAUGAAGAAUAAACAAAAUGAGGAAAAAGUACACAGAUUUUCAGAAUUAAGUAAAAUGUUGGGACGUUCAAGACAUUCAGUUUGGUCACGUUACCAACUGCUUAAAAAGAUGCAGCAAGACGAAGACCCAUCGUCUGAAAUCAAAUGGACAUUAUCUUUAAUUGGUAAAUUUAUAAAAACUCUCAUAAGCAUAACAUUAUGUGAGACGGUGGAGGAUUUAAAAGAUGCUAUUAUCCCAAAACCGGUUUGGCGCAAAUUAGAAGAAAAGCUAGGUAUACACCAUAAUACAUUGAAGAAAUUCUGGGUAUUUCAAUUGCACAUGCAAUUAUUUUGUCCAGAACCUAUUUAUUUAAAUGAUAUAAAAAUAAAAUUAAUUGAAUACGUUUAUGGAAAAGGAAUUUCGAGUAGUCGAGAAAUAGUCUGGUCAAAUGUAGCGAAAUAUUUUGAUGGAGUUACUAAUAUCUUUUUGUGUAAAAUAUUUUUUUAUCUUGUGCAAGAAGCUGCUCUAAAAAUAAAUACAAAAAACUUUAUUGACAUCGUGGAGUAUUUAUAUAAUGAAAAGAUACAAGAUAUAAAAAAUGAAUCGACUGAUAAAUUUCUUCCUAGACUCCUUUAUAAUGGAAAAGUUAAAAUUAUAGAUGAAGACUUGAACGAAGAUAUCAGUAUAUAAUAAAAUAGGAA
Messenger RNA from Bombus pyrosoma, 2987 nucleotides. RefSeq lists its product as uncharacterized. Gene Ontology annotation, cellular component: nucleus. Gene Ontology annotation, molecular function: DNA-binding transcription factor activity, RNA polymerase II-specific; RNA polymerase II cis-regulatory region sequence-specific DNA binding. Gene Ontology annotation, biological process: regulation of transcription by RNA polymerase II. The transcript is spliced from 8 exons. Lineage: Eukaryota; Metazoa; Arthropoda; Insecta; Hymenoptera; Apidae. The record is from RefSeq and is a predicted model, not a curated record. Bases 970 to 2976 code for a protein of 668 amino acids.